AUGGCACUCAAUCUCCGCCAGAAGCAAACAGAAUGCAUAAUCAGGAUGUUGAAUCUGAACCAACCCGUGAAUUCUACGGGCACGGCCAAUGAAGAAGUGUACAAGAUCUUGAUCUACGACAAGUUCUGCCAAAACAUCCUCUCCCCAUUGAUCCACGUCAAGGAUCUGCGCAAGCACGGCGUGACCCUCUACUUCCUCAUUGAUAAAGAUCGAAAGCCGGUUCACGAUGUACCCGCUGUGUACUUCGUCCAGCCGAGCCAACCCAACAUCCACCGCAUCAUCACCGACGCCUCUCGUGGCCUCUACGACAGCCUGCACUUGAACUUCUCGUCCUCCAUCCCCAGACCCCUCCUGGAGGAUCUCGCCUCGGGAACCCUAGGAUCGGAUUCGAUAAACAGGAUUGCAAAGGUUCAUGAUCAGUACUUGGAGUUUGUGACAUUGGAGGAUAGCUUGUUCUCUUUAGCACAGAAGUCUACUUAUGUCCAGUUGAAUGAUCCUUCGGCUGGGGAUAAGGAGAUUGAGGAGAUCGUGGAGAAGAUCGUGAGUGGCUUGUUCUGUGUGCUGGCCACCCUGGCUGUUGUCCCGGUGAUUAGAUGCCCACGUGGAGGGCCAGCUGAGAUGGUAGCCUCAGCGUUGGAUCAGAAGCUGAGGGAUCACUUGCUGGCUAAGAAUAACUUGUUCUCUGAGGGUGGCAACUUCAUGAGCUCGUUUCAAAGGCCCAUUCUUUGCUUGUUCGAUAGGAAUUUCGAGCUGGCGGUUGGGAUUCAACACGAUUUCAGGUACUGUCCACUUGUUCAUGAUGUGCUGGGGCUGAAGCUCAACAGGCUGACUGUGCAAGGAGAGAAGGGCGGGAUGAGAUCGUAUGAAUUGGACAGUUCAGAUCCAUUCUGGCUUACAAAUGGAUCUCUCGCGUUCCCUGAUGUCGCGGGGGAAAUUGAGACCCAGCUGAACAAGUACAAGAAAGAUGUCGAUGAGGUGAAUCGAAGGACAGGUGGUGCUGAUGGACAGCCGGAGUUUGAAGGAACCGACUUGAUUGGUAACACAAAGCAUCUGAUGAAUGCAGUCAAUUCACUGCCCGAGCUGACUGAACGAAAGCAGGUGAUUGAUAAGCACACCAACAUUGCAACAGUUUUGCUAGGUGAGAUCAAGGAGAGGUCUUUGGACUCCUAUGCUAACAAGGAGAAUGACAUGAUGAUCAAAGGAGGGAUUGAUAGAAGUGAGCUAACGUCGGUUCUCAAAGGGAAAGGAAGCAAGAUGGACAAACUGAGGUUUGCAAUCAUCUACCUCAUAUCUUCAGAGACCAUCAACCCACAAGAGGCGGAGCUAGUCGAAUCAGCUCUCAAGGAGUCAGAAGUCGACACCUGUGCAUUCCAGUAUGUGAAAAAGAUCAAGUCUUUGAACGUCCAGCUUGCAUCAGCAAAUUCCGCAAGCAGAAGUAACAUUGUGGAUUGGGCAGAGAAGCUGUACGGUCAGUCAUUGAGCGCUGUCACUGCUGGCGUGAAGAACUUGCUGUCGGGCGGCAGACAACUGGCUUUGACUAGGACAGUGGAGGCCUUGAUGGAAGGUAAACCGAAUCCUGAGAUUGAUAACUAUCUCGUGCUUGAUCCGAGGGCCCCCAAGUCGAGCUCCGGGGCAGGGGGAUUGAAAGGCCCGUUCAAGGAAGCGAUUGUGUUCAUGGUUGGUGGAGGGAAUUAUGUCGAGUAUGAAGGUUUGCAGGAGCUUGCUCAAAGGCAGCAGCCCGUGAAGCAUAUUGUAUAUGGGACGACGGAGAUUCUGACCGGUGCAGAGUUUGUGGAUCAGUUGACUCUGUUGGGGCAAAAGAUGGGAUUGGGGGUUAGUAGUGCUAACCCACCUGCGCCUGCUCAGUAG
Linum trigynum is the source of this 1869-nucleotide messenger RNA. The record is from the annotation of a GenBank genome assembly. NCBI's taxonomy places the organism in Eukaryota, Viridiplantae, Streptophyta, Magnoliopsida, Malpighiales, Linaceae.